Molecule: messenger RNA, 2275 nt
Organism: Lactuca saligna
Lineage: Eukaryota; Viridiplantae; Streptophyta; Magnoliopsida; Asterales; Asteraceae
Source: the annotation of a GenBank genome assembly
UGGAAAUUUAGAUAAAAAAAAAAAAUCGAUAAACUGUAAUUGCGGGUUUCUCUCUCAAAAAGAGCUGCUCUGUCUUUCUCUCUCUACUCGUCAAUUGUGAAUCAGAACUGUUAGUGACCUUUGUCUUCCAAAAGCUGAUAAAGUCCAGGCAUACAAUUCUCCUCAACGCCCUGAGUAAUUGCCCAAAACCCUAAUUAAUACGGUUGAUCUGAAGAUAUUUCUGGUGGAAUUCAUUGAUAAUUUAAGAAAUCUCAAACGUGAUUGGUUGCUCGAUCUAUUUACCUUUUUAUUGCGAUUUGGAUGGUUUUCUGGCAUGCGAUUUUGCAGUUAGAUGUCGUGAUCUUCAACCGAUUAACAAAGACACUGGAAUUUCCAUAAGCAUUGGAAAUUAGCUGUUUUACAGUUGAAUUUCCAGCAGCUUUUAUGUUAUGAUAGGUUACUGGUUUCGUAAUUGGUGGAAAUUUAAGGCGGAACUUUAAGUUGGUUGCAGAAUCUGGAUAUGAGAAUUCCUUUGUUGAAUAAGCUUUCCAUAUUUUCUGGCACUAGACCACCAUUAAACUGGCUACUCUUGUGUCUUGUUAGUGUUUUUGUGCUUAUUGCUUUGUUAGGUUCAUCUUCUUCUGGUGCUUUUGACUCUGUCACCACUAGUGUAAAACCAGAAGUUUAUACAAACUAUAGAAGAUUAAAGGAGCAAGAAACAAGCGAAUUUUUGGAGUUAAAGAGCUUUGCAUCUGAAAAUAAUGAUCUGAAAGAGAUUAGGUUAUGUGGAAGGGAAAGAGAAGACUAUGUUCCUUGCUAUAAUGUGUCUGCAAAUCUGUUAGCUGGAUUUAAAGAUGGAGAAGAGUUUGAUAGGCAUUGUGAAGUGUCACAAGAUCAACCAUACUGUUUGGUUCGUCCUCCACGAGACUAUAAAAGUCCCUUGAGUUGGCCAGUUGGUAGAGACGUGAUAUGGAAUGCAAAUGUGAAGAUAACCAAAGAUCAGUUUCUUUCUUCUGGAAGCAUGACAAAAAGGUUAAUGCUGCUUGAAGAGAACCAAAUUUCUUUUCACUCAGAUGAUGGAUUGUUAUUUGAUGGUGUCAAAGAUCAUUCGAGACAAGUUGCAGAGAUGAUAGGAUUAGGAAGUGAUGCAGAAUUUCAUCAAGCUGGUGUGCACACAGUGCUUGAUAUUGGUUGUGGUUUUGGAAGCUUUGGGGCUCAUUUAUUAUCAUUAAAACUAAUGGCUGUUUGUAUGGCUGCAUAUGAGUUAACUGGUAGUCAAGUUCAGUUAUCUCUUGAAAGAGGUCUUCCUGCAAUUAUUGGCAACUUCAUUUCAAGAAAACUUCCAUUUCCAUCUUUGUCAUAUGACAUGAUCCACUGUGCACAAUGUGGUGUUCUAUGGGACAAGAAAGAUGGAAUGUUUCUUAUUGAAGCUGAUCGGAUACUAAAACCUGGAGGAUACUUUGUAUUACAUAGAACUUCAUUAAAUAUGGAAAAAGGAAGCCCAAUUGAAGAGUUCACACAAAAAAUCUGUUGGACACUAAUUGGUCAGCAAGAAGAAACUUUCAUCUGGCAGAAAACUAGCGAUCCCCAAUGCUACUCAUCUAACACACAUGGCGCCAUUCCUGGACAUCCAGCAAACGGUGGAUUCCCAUCCAGAAUAGAUCUUCAAAUUCCCAAAUUACCCCUGAUGAGCUUCGGAUUCAUGGAGAGUGUUGAGCAGGAUGAAUUGUAUCAAGACUUUGAAUCUUCAAGAUCAGCUUUGAGAAAUUACUGGUCGUUACUCACGCCGUUAAUUUUUUCCGAUCAUCCUAAAAGACCAGGGGAUGAAGAUCCGUUACCUCCUUAUAACAUGAUUAGAAAUGUGAUGGAUAUGAACGCACGUUACGGAGGUUUAAACGCUGCGUUUUUGGAAGCGGGAAAAUCAGUUUGGGUGAUGAAUGUUGUUCCAAUUAGGGCUCAAAAUUCACUCCCUCUUAUUCUCGAUCAAGGUUUCGCAGGCGUUCUUCAUGACUGGUGCGAACCCUUUCCUACUUAUCCACGAACAUACGACAUGCUUCAUGCAAAUGGGCUCCUCUCAGACCUUAUAUCAAAGAAAUGUAGCACCACAAACUUACUUCUGGAAAUGGACCGAAUUCUACGCCCUGAGGGAUGGGUUGUUCUCUUAGAUAAAGUGGGGCCUAUUGAAGACGCGCGUACAAUUGCUACACAAAUACGAUGGGAAGCAAGAGUAAUCGAUGUGGAAAAUGGCAGCGACCAAAGGUUGCUCGUUUGUCAAAAGCCAUUUCUGAAAAAAUAA